AAUGAGCGCCCCAAUCAACAAAGUCCUCAUCGCCGACGACAUCGAGCAGGAGUGUGUCGACAUUCUGAAGCAGAACGGAAUCGAGGUGACCGUGAAGACGAAGCAGACGAAGGACGAGCUUCUCGUCACCUUGCCACAGCACGACGCCGUCAUUGUUCGCAGCGCCACGAAGAUCACCGCCGAGCUGUUGGCUGCAUCAGCUGGGAAGCUGAAGCUUGUUGGAAGAGCCGGGACUGGAGUUGACAAUAUCGAUGUGCCAGCCGCAUCGGCGAACAAGAUUCUCGUGAUGAAUACACCACAAGCCAACUCCCGUUCUGCCGCCGAGCUCACGUGCACACUCAUUCUCUCCCUCUCCCGCCACGUUCCACAAGCCGCCGCAUCGAUGAAGGCCGGCAAAUGGGCCCGCAAGGAUUUCAUGGGAGAGGAGGUCUACGGACGCACCCUAGCCGUUCUCGGCCUCGGACGAAUUGGAUCUGAGGUGGCCGUCAGGCUUCAGGCCUUUGGAAUGAAGGUUAUUGGAUUUGAUCCAAUGGUCACGAAGGAGCAGGCUGAGGCGAAGAACAUUGAGCUGCUCUCGUUGGAGCAGAUUUGGCCACAGGCCGAUUAUAUUACGGUCCACGUACCGCUGAUCAAGCAGACUGAGAAUUUGAUCAAUAAAGAGACCCUCGCGAAAUGCAAAAAAGGAGUCCGUAUCAUCAACGUGGCGCGUGGAGGAAUUGUGAACGAGGUCGACCUGGUGGAAUCCCUGAACGCUGGACACGCCAAGGGAGCAGCAUUCGACGUGUUUGAGCAAGAACCACCAACGUUCAGAGAGCUCAUCGAUCAUCCACUCGUCAUUGCGACACCACAUCUCGGAGCAUCAACGAUUGACGCGCAGCUCCGUGUCGCAUCGGAAAUCGCCGAUAACAUUGUGCAGUACAAUAAGGGAACUAUGCUCGGAGUUUUGAACGCACGAGAGGUGCUCAACUAAUUUAUUUGUGUGUUUAUUUGAAUUUUCGCCCAUAUUUUCUGUUUAUACGAGAUCAUUUUACAUUUUUACAAUACAUUUUUUGUGAGUUUAAGUCGUUUUCGCAUACAACCAUUUUUUUUCAGUUUUAUUCAUAAAAAUACAUAAGAAAAUCGAUAAAAAACCAACAAAAAAAAAAUUAUCCUCCUCGAGACCACCACCAUUCUGAAAUAAAAAGAGUCUAGUAAA
This is a messenger RNA of Caenorhabditis elegans, 1195 nucleotides long. It is a transcript of the gene phdh-1, whose product is annotated as D-3-phosphoglycerate dehydrogenase. The record is from RefSeq and is marked reviewed. Gene Ontology annotation, molecular function: oxidoreductase activity, acting on the CH-OH group of donors, NAD or NADP as acceptor; NAD binding. Lineage: Eukaryota; Metazoa; Nematoda; Chromadorea; Rhabditida; Rhabditidae. The transcript has 3 exons. Bases 2 to 970 code for a protein of 322 amino acids.